Molecule: messenger RNA, 1505 nt
Organism: Rhodamnia argentea
Lineage: Eukaryota; Viridiplantae; Streptophyta; Magnoliopsida; Myrtales; Myrtaceae
Product: 5-amino-6-(5-phospho-D-ribitylamino)uracil phosphatase, chloroplastic
Exons: 11
Coding region: 122-1315 (397 amino acids)
Source: RefSeq, a predicted model, not a curated record
GAAAAAGAGAAAAAAUUUCGAAGCAUCGCGUCCUCGUCGGGCGGAGCCAUCGCCGAUGAAAUCCUGAGCUCGCUCGCUCGCUCUCUCUGUCGUACCAUCAUCGUCUCUUUGAGAUCUUCCAAUGGAGUCCUGCUCCUGCAACUUCGCGAGCUCUUCUUCUCUGCUGCUUCCUCCGACGCCGAUUUCGAAGCUCUCGCGAUACAGGCCCCCGUUCGAGCUCAAUUCAUCGGUGCGUCCCCCCGUUCUUCUCCCUCCCCCUCCCCCCUUUUGUGAUGGCGAUUCGCUUGUGAGUUUUAUCCUUGCUAUUUUGUUGCGGCAGAAAUGGAAGCCGAAAGGCCGGUGUCUGCAUCGCUCGGUGAUUCGGAGCGCCUGUGGUGGCUCCGAAGAUAACGCCUCCGUUAAUGGCUUCCCGAUUACGCCCAACAAGCUCUUCGUGCAGGAGGCAAUUGGAGCAGAAUAUGGGGAGGGUUUUGAGACGUUUAGAACGGAUGGCCCUCUGAAGAUGGAUGUGGAUUUUCUAAAUGACAGACUACAAGAAGGGUUUCUUCAACGCAUACGAUAUGCGAUGAAACCAGAUGAAGCUUACGGGCUUAUUUUCUCCUGGGACAAUGUGGUGGUAGAUACCCAGUCUCUGAAGUUGAAAGCAUGGAAGCAGCUGGCCAUCGAAGAGGGCAAGGAGUUACCUGACGACAUCCGAUUACAAAAGCUCAUGCUUCAUGCAGGUGCUGAUCAUGUUCUACAUAAGGUUAUGCUGUUGGAUGAAGAAAGAGAGGAAGAUAGAUUAAAGUCGAGGCUUGCCCAGUUAUAUUAUGAUAAUCUUCUCGAACUCAAAGAACCUAUGGAAGGACUUAAAGAAUGGAUGGAUGCAGUACAUACAGCUCGAGUCCCUUGUGCUGUUGUUUCUAGUCUGGAUCGGAAAACUAUGAUUGAGGCGCUCGACCACAUGAAUCUAGCCAAGUAUUUUCAGGCAAUAGUUACAGAAGAAGAUGGAAUGGAGUCGAUAGCGCACAGGUUUCUUUCAGCUGCUUUGAAGCUGGACCGCAAACCAUCAAAGUGCAUAGUAUUCGAAGAUGACCCCAGAGGCGUAACUGCCGCUCACAACUGUACGAUGAUGGCCAUUGCCUUGAUAGGCGCACACCCAGCGUACGAUUUGGAGCAGGCAGAUCUUGCGGUCGCCAGCUUCAAUGAGCUUUCAGUGAUUAACCUCCGCAGAUUAUUUGCCCACAAGGGAUCCUCUUUCAUGGACUUACAAAAGCAGAUUGCAGAGAGAGACCAUCCCAAAAGGAAACUCACCGUGGAGGAUCCAAUUUUUUGAUUCAAUUUUUCUGUAAUUAAGCAAAUCAUCCUCUAUAAUUUUUUGGUUUUUCCUUGUCAGAUGCAAAAAAAAUGUAGUCUUUGCUCUUCCUGGUUAACGUAUCUCAAAAGUUCAGCUAACAGUCUACGGCGCAUUUGUUUCUGUAACAGUAGGGGAUUCUCAUUGGUCUACGUAGAUCAAAAUUGGGUUA